ACGCGACGCAACCUAGUCGUUUUUAGUCCUUGUUGGUGUUGAGCCUUCACAUUUCUCGAUCUGGUCGAAAAAUCUGCAUCAAAAACCUCCUAUCGCCACCACCAGCACAAUCUCCCAGCAACCGUUAAUCAAUGGCGAAUCCGGUAGUCAAACCACUAAUCUCUCUACUGGUAGCUCUCUUCUUGAUUUCAUCAUCGCUCGCUAGCUCAGAUGUUCCCUUCAUCGUAGCUCACAAGAAGGCCACUCUCAACAGGCUCAAAUCCGGCGCCGAACGGGUCUCCGUAUCGGUCGAUAUCUACAACCAAGGAACUUCGACUGCAUAUGAUGUUAGUCUUGUUGAUAAGGACUGGCCUGAAGAUUUAUUUGAUGUCAUCAGUGGCAACACUUCAAAGUCAUGGGAAAGGCUUGAUGCUGGUGGCAUCCUCUCACACUCUUUUGAAUUGGAGGGUAAAGUGAAAGCAAUCUUUUAUGGUUCCCCAGCUCUCAUUACAUUCCGUGUCCCCACCAAGGCAGCUCUACAGGAGGCACUUUCAACUCCCAUACAGCCCUUGGACGUCCUUGCUGAGAGACCUCCUGAAAAGAAGUUUGAAUGGGCCAAGAGGUUAUUGGCAAAAUACGGGUCUCUAAUUUCUGUCAUCUCUAUUAUGGUUCUGUUCAUAUACCUGGUUGCUUCCCCUUCCAGUGCUGCAAAAGCAAGCAAGAAGAGGCGUUAAAUAUUUCAGUUGAGAAACUAAUCAAUAGCUUGUCUGCAAUUGAACCGAGGAGGUAUGAACACGGCGCAUUUGCUAGUUAGAUGUCCC
Jatropha curcas is the source of this 800-nucleotide messenger RNA. NCBI's taxonomy places the organism in Eukaryota, Viridiplantae, Streptophyta, Magnoliopsida, Malpighiales, Euphorbiaceae. The record is from RefSeq and is a predicted model, not a curated record.